GAAGCCUCUCCACUCAUCGCAUCUCCACGAAAGUUACAUUGUGAUCCCCGAAUCAACAACUCUCUGCCCGAAGAGGCGGAGGCUAAGGUAGAAGAGGCAAAGAACACACUGGAAGUAGAAGACCGUCCAGGAGCCAUAGGAUCUGUCAGUGAUCAAUGUACAGCUCCAUUAGCUAGUCACGAGGACUCUUGGAAUUCAAGUAGCCCUGGUUUCAGACAGCCUGUGACAAAUCCUGCCACUAUAUCCAGUUUCAUGCCACCAUUUGUGCACGACUUAGCCCCACCUUUAGUACCAACUCGGCAUACGACCGGGGCCGGAGUCCGUGGUGUCCAGACCCUCGCGUCAAGGCAAACUCCAUCCGAGGCGUCUCAGCUGGAAGAAUUUCCUGAACUUAAGACAAAGUCGGGCCCAAAUAUCAAUGAGGCUUCUUACCUGCUGCACACUCCGCCGCCUGUACCUCCAUUUUCGUCGCAAGUUUCCAACAUUUCCCUGAAUCACCCAGGACCCGUGGUGCCUCCGCGUAACAACCCGCCGCCGCAACUGCCACCCAUACCCUGGCCACCAGUUCAGACGCCUUCUCUUUCCCAUUUGGUAUCUAUUAAUGGCUCAAGUAAUACAGUGUCAAGCAGAGAUUCCGCCUCAGGAGAACCAUGGAGAUCGAGCCUUCUUGCGAUGAGGUCUUCAGACCUGAUAUCAAGUGGCUCCGAAGGCUAUCUGGAGCCAAAGCGAACUCGACUGCCUGGGCAUGAGGAGGAGAACGAAGAGCACAUCAUGGAUCUCCAACUCGAUCCCAUCAGUUUUACCAACGGUGAGUGA
This is a messenger RNA of Protopolystoma xenopodis, 816 nucleotides long. NCBI's taxonomy places the organism in Eukaryota, Metazoa, Platyhelminthes, Monogenea, Polystomatidea, Polystomatidae. The record is from the annotation of a GenBank genome assembly.